This is a messenger RNA of Ilyonectria robusta, 2553 nucleotides long. RefSeq lists its product as uncharacterized. Gene Ontology annotation, molecular function: zinc ion binding; RNA polymerase II cis-regulatory region sequence-specific DNA binding; DNA-binding transcription factor activity, RNA polymerase II-specific. NCBI's taxonomy places the organism in Eukaryota, Fungi, Ascomycota, Sordariomycetes, Hypocreales, Nectriaceae. Gene Ontology annotation, biological process: regulation of transcription by RNA polymerase II; DNA-templated transcription. The coding region runs from base 1 to 2553 and encodes 850 amino acids. The transcript is spliced from 6 exons. Gene Ontology annotation, cellular component: chromatin. The record is from RefSeq and is a predicted model, not a curated record.
AUGAACUCCGAAAUCUCAGUACACAGGCCUCAACACGAGCCCAACGGCCCUCAGCGCGCUUCUAGGCAUGACAAUAUCCGACGCUUCGUGUGCUCCACCUGUCGCCGAUCCUUUUCGCGCUCGGAGCAUCUCAAGCGACACGAAAGAGUCCACACCAAAGAGCGCCCGUUUCGAUGCCCCUACUGCGGAAGAGCCUUUGUUCGCAGUGACAUCCUCUCGCGACACAUGAAGUCCUUCCAUCCCGACUCGGAAGGUCUCGAAAGCGCGGCAUACGAGUCGGCCACAAUAACAGCUGCCGACGCGGCACCCCGAAGCAAAUCCCCAACAGUCGAAGCAACAAGCCGUAUGCCUCCUCAACCAGCAGCACGGAGAGGAACCUCGGCCUCUUUGGACGACGCCAUCAGCCCGACUCCCAGCAUCCCGGAGUUAAGCGGAAGCAUCGGAAAUACAGCGAACCUCAUUGACGAAAGCGCUCCCAUUAGCAUUGCCCAGCCUCGAGUACGGAGAUGGUCACCAGGGCCACCUUCUGCCGGUACUAAUCACAGCCCAUUCGGCGACACUGCUGUAGAAGCCAAUGGACCUCGAUCGCCUCCGAGAUUUGCAGCCGAUUCCAACGAUAACCAGACUGACAGCUCUCCCGACUUGGACAUGUCUUGGACCGAGGAACAUCAUGGUAUUGGAGAGAACCGUUUUCCGUCUGACGUGGACGUGGCAAACUUUAUGGUGCUUGACACUGCCCUUUUUGACCCCAACUUCCAGGCCGUCUACGACUCCAUCGGUAUUCCGCCUCCGGACCUUGCGAAUCCCUCACUUGCCCCAACUGCGAACGACAAGGGCGUGCGCCGUUUGCUCGACGAUUUGUUGUUUUCCUCGGCACCUCCAAGAGCAGAUGCACAUGCGUCUCAGGAACUUUUACAAGGCAUUGAUACUCUACCCGAGGGUGCCCGCAGCGAAGGGAGAUCUGUCACCUCAAACAACCAGAUAACCACGAGAACACUACCGGAAGAAAGCAGGCUCGCCGAUGUUGAUCCACAAAUGUCAUAUGCAAAAAAAUUACACUCCCUCUAUCCGUCAUUCAUCAACGACGUCGACUCGCUUCCAACGAACAACGCAUUCACUCGAUACGUAGAUUUGUACUUCCAGUACUACAGCCCGCAUCUCCCAUUCCUGCAGCGAACAGCCUUUGAUAUCUGGGCUGUGGACCCCGCAUUGGCAGUCGCAGUAGCAUCCACCGGAGCAUUAUAUGCGGCCGACCACGAAACUGCAUUCUACUUGCACUGCAUCUCGAAGCGCCUAUUGAAGCAUUUUGAAGAAGAGACGGCUUAUUCGGAAUCCAAGACUCCGCUGGAGCUCAUUCAAGCUCGGCUUUUGAACAUGAUAUUCGCGGCAUGGAGCGGAGACGCACGAGGCUUCAAGUACGCGAAUGUUUUGCAAGGCUCAGUCGCCGAGGACGCCAAGUGGCUGCUGAGAAAUGCUGAGAGGGACGCGAUCAAGUUGAGAGACUCGUCACAAAAACAUCAUGCAUAUGAGGAUAUCAAAAGGCUUUUCUUUUCCGUUUACCUGAUAUCUGCCGCGUUUAGUUCGUCUCUGGGAUACAAUCCUUUCCUAUUCAACCACGACUGCUUGUCAGUUGAACUGCCAUCUUCAGAAGAUGCAUGGGCCCAAGACCGGACCCACACCGACGAUGUUUCAUCAACAGCAUCAAAGGGCUCCAUGACACUGGGACAGGCCCUUUCCCUACUUUCCAAAGGGCAACAGUUUGACUUUAGUCCUUUCCAGUUACGGAUCUUGAUCACUGCUCUCUACGUCGAAUGCUGGCAAGGGGCUAGCCAUUCAUACAGGAGUCCAGAUGAUGACCACGGCAGCUGGAAGAAUAACAUACAUCGAAUGCUCCGCACAUGGGAUACAUGUUUUCAUUCAAGACCUGACAAACUCCCAAGUCCGAUACUGGAUGGCCCCCAGCUCGACGUGUCUCCGCUCAAGCUCGACUCGCUGGCCUUGUAUCACCACAUCAGUGUCGAGCUUGUCUAUCCUCUCCGCACCUUGAGCCACCAACUCGGCGAGCUUGAUACAGCACCAGAAGCCACCGCUCGCGCCAUGUGGAGUUUAAGAAACCGGUUCCCUCGAUCGUCAGAGAUGACUCAUGUUAUGAAAUACUGCGUGGAGGCACUUCGGGUCCCUUUUGAGAAAGGGCCGCAGUACACUGCACGAAUCGGCCCGCCCUACUGGAGCGCUGAGCACGUCCCGCUUGUUUCAAUACUUUGUGCUCUUCUGUGUCUCUGGACAAGUCGCUUCAACGAACCCCAGGCACCUGCUGCGGAUGAGUCGGAGGAGGCCAUCGUAACGCAGCUCAUCAAUAUGCUGCGUGAUGCUGGUUACCGCCCGAAGCUAAGCGAUCUUCCUUCCGUACUGGCCGAGGCAUGGGGGACGGUGUUGGGUAGCCCCUGUUAUGUUUGGAGAACUGGUCCGGCUUAUUCCAAAAUAUUCAAGUCAUGCCCACAGGCCUUUGCCGACAAUGGUACAGGACGCUGUAUCAACAACGACAGCCUUUGA